Molecule: messenger RNA, 519 nt
Organism: Protopolystoma xenopodis
Lineage: Eukaryota; Metazoa; Platyhelminthes; Monogenea; Polystomatidea; Polystomatidae
Source: the annotation of a GenBank genome assembly
CGCUCUAUCACCUCAUACCAGACUUUGGAUGAAUACAAAGAAAACUUGGCUCCUUGCGAUUCUACCCAAUUUCGUCCAUACUGUGCCUCUGCCUCCGUUUCCGAAAAGACCCAAUCACAGGCUUCAAUCAAUUUGCAUUCUACUACUACUGUCACAACGACUUCUUUUUCGCCUCCACCUUCAUCUAUAGAAAAUUGUUCUCACAUUGCUCCGAAUAUAGAAUGCAGCAACAAUAACAAUUGUCAUGACGCGCACACACGCCUUCUUGGUACGCCUGACUAUUUAGCACCUGAACUACUUCUUGCGCUCUCAGAGACGACCAGUGAACAAUGCUGCUGCGAGAGGCAGCAUCUGCCUCAGACACCACAAAAUGAGACACAUACACUUGAGGUAGAGUGUUGUCCCGCGGUUGACUGGUGGGCCCUGGGUGUUAUUGUCUUCGAGAUGCUCACUGGUCUUCCUCCGUUCACAGGAGACACUCCGGAAGCAGUCUUUAACAAUAUAAUCAAAUUAGGUUAG